Messenger RNA from Euleptes europaea (tarantolino), 2386 nucleotides. It is a transcript of the gene AMPD1, whose product is annotated as adenosine monophosphate deaminase 1. The transcript is spliced from 16 exons. Gene Ontology annotation, cellular component: cytosol. The record is from RefSeq and is a predicted model, not a curated record. Bases 56 to 2296 code for a protein of 746 amino acids. Gene Ontology annotation, molecular function: AMP deaminase activity. Gene Ontology annotation, biological process: IMP salvage; AMP metabolic process. Lineage: Eukaryota; Metazoa; Chordata; Lepidosauria; Squamata; Sphaerodactylidae.
CCACUUGCCUGCCCUGCACUCAGUUCCUCAGGACUCCUCUGAACUGGUAGGAAAAAUGCCGCAGGUGAAAGUCCCAGCAACGGAGGAGAAACAAACUGAUGAUGCCAUGCGCUCCUUUGCUGAGAAAGUCUUUGCUUCAGAGGUAAAGGAUGAAGGCAAUCGGCAUGAAAUCUCCCCCUUUGAUGUGGAAGAGGUCUGCCCCAUCUCUCACCAUGAAAUGCAGGAGCAUCUGAUCCAGCAGGAGACCACAAUUGACACUGACAAACGGAAGAAGAGGCUUUUGCGGCUGAAGACCAUUGCCUUGGUUCUUCCAAUUGCAGGAAAGUCUUCAACCAAACUGUCGACUAUUGAUGAGGUCAUCUCUACCUCAACUCAAUAUCAAGCUGUGCCCAAAUUCCAGCGUGUGCAGAUCACGGGGGACUAUGCAGCAGGGGUGACAGUGGAGGACUUUGAGCAGGUCUGCAGAGGUUUGUAUCGUGCCCUGUGUAUCCGGGAGAAGUACAUGCGGAAAUCAUUGCAGCGUUUCCCCAGGACUCCCUCUCAGUUCAUGUGCAGCAUUGAGAAUAAAGUGUGGAAGCCCACUGAUAAUCUACUGCCAGUGUUCACUGCAGCUAUGAAGGCUGGUGAGGAUCCUUUCCAGUCUGACAAUCUCCCUGAGAAUCUGGGCUACCAUGUGCAGAUGAAGGAGGGUGUGGUGUACGUCUAUGCUGACAAAGCGGCAGCAGCCCGGGGUGAGCCCAAGGACCUGCCUUACCCUGACCUGGAGGUCUUCAUUGAUGACAUGAACUUCCUGCUGGCCCUUAUAGCUCAGGGGCCUGUUAAAACCUACACGCACCGUCGCCUCAAGUUCCUCUCCUCCAAAUUCAACGUGCACGAGAUGUUGAAUGAGAUGGAGGAGCUGAAGGAGCUGAAGAACAACCCUCAUCGGGACUUCUAUAAUUGUCGGAAGGUGGACACACACAUCCAUGCUGCAGCUUGCAUGAACCAGAAGCACUUGCUACGAUUCAUUAAGAAAUCAUACCGGACUGAUGCUGAAAGGGUGGUGUACAAGUCCAAGGACAAGACGCUGACACUGAAGCAGCUCUUUGAGCAGCUGAAGCUUCACCCCUAUGACCUGACUGUAGACUCCCUUGAUGUGCAUGCAGGUCGCCAGACCUUCCAGCGCUUCGACAAGUUCAAUGCCAAGUAUAAUCCAGUGGGUGCAAGUGAGCUGCGUGAUCUCUACCUCAAGACUGAAAAUGCCAUCAAUGGUGAAUUCUUUGCCACAAUCAUCAAGGAGGUUGGCUCUGACCUGGAGGAUGCCAGGUACCAGUAUGCAGAGCCACGACUCUCCAUCUAUGGGCGUUCACCAGAAGAGUGGCCCAAAUUAGCCAACUGGUUCAAUCAACACCGUGUUUAUUCUCCCAAUAUGAAAUGGAUGAUCCAGGUGCCCAGGAUCUAUGAUGUGUUCAGGUCUAAGAAUUUCUUGCCACACUUUGGGAAGAUGUUGGAGAACAUCUUUUUGCCAGUGUUCGAGGCAACCAUUAGCCCACAGAACAACAAGGAGCUGAGUGUGUUUCUGCGCCACAUUACUGGUUUUGAUAGUGUCGAUGAUGAAUCCAAGCACAGUGGACACAUGUUCUGCACCAAGAGCCCCAAACCAGAGGAAUGGAACUAUGAGAAGAAUCCAUCCUACUCAUAUUACCUGUACUAUAUGUAUGCCAACAUUCAGGUGCUCAACCAUCUCCGACAGGAGCGUGGCAUGAACACCUUCCUAUUCCGCCCUCAUUGUGGCGAAGCUGGUGCUAUCACCCACCUGCUGGCUGCCUUCAUGACUGCAGAUAAUAUCUCCCAUGGCCUGAACUUGAAGAAGACUCCUGUACUACAAUAUCUCUACUUCCUAGCCCAGAUCCCCAUAGCCAUGUCCCCACUCAGCAACAACAGCCUCUUCCUAGAAUAUGCCAAGAACCCACUUCUUGAUUUCCACCAGAAAGGCCUGAUGGUGACAUUGUCUACAGAUGAUCCCAUGCAGUUCCACUACACCAAGGAGCCUCUAAUGGAAGAAUAUGCCAUUGCUGCCCAAGUCUUCAAGCUCAGCACUUGUGACAUGUGUGAGAUUGCACGCAAUAGUGUCCUGCAGUGUGGGAUGUCUCAUGAGGAAAAGCUCCGUGCCCUGGGGGAGAAUUACUUGGAAGAGGGGCCGCAGGGUAAUGACAUCCGCAAGACCAAUGUGGCUCAGAUCCGUAUGGCCUACCGCUACGAGACGUGGUGCUAUGAGCUUGACCUUAUAGCGGAGGGGCUGAAAACGGCUGAAUAGUUUCCCUUCAGUGCUGAAGCCUGCCAUGCCUGAUCCUUGCCAGAACCACAGAGCCGGACUGAAGAAGAGAAACCAGCAGCAGCUCCAUUC